Molecule: messenger RNA, 668 nt
Organism: Daktulosphaira vitifoliae (grape phylloxera)
Lineage: Eukaryota; Metazoa; Arthropoda; Insecta; Hemiptera; Phylloxeridae
Exons: 3
Coding region: 1-483 (160 amino acids)
Source: RefSeq, a predicted model, not a curated record
AUGCCUGUAAUAAAGGCUUCCAAAAGCUGGAAACACACCAUUAUUAAUUGGAUAAAGCCAUUGACGUUUCAGGAAAAACUUGAGUUGCACAAAUCUAUUAAUCCUAUGAUGAAAUGGUUAAAUACAAUGGAUCAAAUUAUUUCGUCUCUCGGGUCAAAGUUGAUCCUAGUUGAUAAAACUAACGCACGGUCCAGACUAAUAAGUUUACGCCAUUUCAUGCAAAAAAUCAAAAUUAAACAGCAUGAAAAAGAUUGGAUUGUUAAAACGUCCAAAAAAUGUAUUAAAAAGUUGGAUAAUCUAGAUUCAAUAAUUAUGGUUCAUAAAUGGGCCACUGACAUUCAAAUUAAGUGGAUUAAAAUUUGUGCAGUGGCGAUAUAUCUCGAAAAGAUACUUUUAAAAAUUUUGACGGAUGAUGUGAAAAUGUUGAAUGAAGUUUCAACGGAUCAGUCGAAAACAGCCGCUGUUUCUGUUGAGGUGACUUGAUCAGUUUUUAUAUUUGUCCUUAAUAGGUGCUUUCAAAUCUUUCAAUUUAAAAUUAUUAUCUCAACAAAUUAUUAAAAUUACUUUAUACGUGUUAUUUACAAUUUUCUGUCAAUCACCAAGACUUUGUAGCUGAAUUUACAGUGAUAUGAUUAUUUUUCAUCAUUUGAUGCGUAAUGCUAACAAGU